UCUAAAUCCGGGAUCUUAUGCCGUUUACAUCGUUUGCUCUUUAUGUCGCUGAUACACCUAUAAAAAUAAAAGGAUAUUCCCUUUCAUUAUAAUUGUACCCUCAACCUCAUAAAUAGCAUUCCUCAUUGCCUUACCUUUCUUGAAACCCUUUGAAUAACCUCUCCUUUUCUCUAGUCUUUUUCUCUCUUCAGAUCUUAUAUUCUCUCUCUAUUCUCCUCCACAAACUAGGAUUCCACACAAGGAUUCAUCUUUCUUGUUGAGGGAUUUUCCGAUCCUUCCACACAAAUCUUUGAGUGAAAUCUCUGAUAUUAGGGAAUGCAGAAAGAUGUGUGUGCAUGCUGGAAAUUCAUCCUGUGAAGAUUCUUCUACCCUUUUCCCCUCUAGACAUCCCUUGUCAGCCCUUGGCGAGGUUCAAUAUGCCGUUUGCAACAGGUUCAUGCUAUCCCCUCAGGUCCACUACAAAUCUACCAGCAGUAGAAUAUUUGCUAUGCUAAAGCACGAAACCGUGGACGACGGCUGAACCAGUAAUUCAAAUUUCAAAUAUCUGUUCCGGUUGAAGUAGCACAGAUUUUUUAAUCUUUCGGAAUAUUUUUUAAGUAGAAAUGGAGAAGAAGGGAAGUAUAUUGUUGGAAAGGUACGAGUUGGGAAAAUUACUGGGGCAGGGAAACUUUGCUAAAGUUUACUAUGCUAGGGACAUAAAAACCGGGCACAACGUCGCUAUUAAGGUCAUCGACAAGGACAAAACUUUGAAGGCCGGGCUGAGCGAGCAGAUCAAGAGAGAGAUUUCGGUCAUGAAGUUGGUGAAGCACCAAAAUGUCUUACAGCUGUACGAGGUUAUGGCUACAAAGAGCAAGAUUUACAUUGUUUUGGAAUACGCAAAAGGCGGUGAGCUUUUUAACAAAGUGGCCAAAGGCAGGCUGAAAGAGGACAUUGCUAGGUGGAUUUUCCAACAGUUGAUCAGUGCUAUGGAUGUUUGCCACAGCGGUGGUGUUUAUCACCGUGAUCUGAAGCUUGAGAACUUAUUGAUUGACGAAGACGGUAGUUUGAAGGUUUCAGAUUUCGGAUUGAGCGCUCUUGCUGAUUCGAAACAGCAGGAUGGGUUGCUGCACACGAUGUGUGGUACCCCUGCAUACGUAGCUCCAGAAGUGAUUAAUCGAAGAGGGUAUGAUGGAGCUAAAGCUGAUAUAUGGUCUUGUGGGGUUAUCUUGUUUGUUCUGCUUGCUGGUCAUCUUCCAUUCCAAGAUUCAAACUUGAUCGAGAUGUAUAAGAAGAUUACACGGGCUGAUUACAGAUGCCCGAAUUGGUUCCCACCUGAGGUCAGAAGACUUCUGUUGAAGAUUCUAGAUCCAAACCCUAAUACUAGGAUAACCAUUAGUAAAAUAAUGGAGAAUUCCUGGUUCAAGAAAGGGUUAGGGUCUAGACCUGCAAAACUACCUAAACUGGAGAUCAAAGAAACCAAGCAUUCAGAGGUCAAGUCAUUCUCCGAAAUUUCAAAACCAUCUAAUCUCAAUGCUUUUGACAUCAUCUCCUUAUCAUCAGGACUAGACUUGUCUGGUUUAUUUGUGGGAGAUGAUCGAAGGGAUGAUGUUCGUUUUACAUCCCUGCAACCUUCAUCUGUUAUAGUGUCAAAACUCGAGGAAAUUGCUACAAAUCUGAAACUCAAAGUAAGUAAGAAAGACGGUGGAUACAUGAAGUUAGUCGGGUCAAGAGGUAGAAAGGAGGAAGUAGCCAUUGAUGUGGACAUAUUUGAGGUAACACCGUCUUUUCACGUGGUAGAGAUGAAGAAAUCUAAUGGUAAUAGCAUGGAUUAUCAGAAGGUGUUGAAAAAUGAGAUGCAGCCUGCUUUGAAGGACAUUGUUUGGGCGUGGCAAGGCGAUGGCCAACAUCAACUUCAAAGACAAGAAAUGCAUGCUCAUUGCAACCCUUUGCAACCCGAAAUUAAUGUAUUUUAGAAGAUGAUUGAUUUAGUAUUAAUUAGUCCUUAAUUAGUUGAUAUCGGUUCUGCUUUUACAUUAUGAGCAGUUCAUAUGAUGUUGUCUGUUAUUUAGGAUUGUUGACCGCUGAGGUUCCCAAUUUCGUACUCUGUUGUUUUAAUGGGAAAAGUUUCAUGAAUUUUCUACAUCA
Spinacia oleracea (spinach) is the source of this 2124-nucleotide messenger RNA. RefSeq names its product CBL-interacting protein kinase 2. The transcript is spliced from 2 exons. Gene Ontology annotation, biological process: protein phosphorylation; signal transduction. Gene Ontology annotation, molecular function: protein serine/threonine kinase activity; ATP binding. The record is from RefSeq and is a predicted model, not a curated record. The coding region runs from base 603 to 1952 and encodes 449 amino acids. NCBI's taxonomy places the organism in Eukaryota, Viridiplantae, Streptophyta, Magnoliopsida, Caryophyllales, Amaranthaceae.